Messenger RNA from Ananas comosus (pineapple), 1600 nucleotides. RefSeq names its product bifunctional protein FolD 4, chloroplastic-like. Gene Ontology annotation, cellular component: cytosol. Gene Ontology annotation, molecular function: methenyltetrahydrofolate cyclohydrolase activity; methylenetetrahydrofolate dehydrogenase (NADP+) activity. Gene Ontology annotation, biological process: tetrahydrofolate interconversion. Bases 206 to 1309 code for a protein of 367 amino acids. The record is from RefSeq and is a predicted model, not a curated record. The transcript has 5 exons. Lineage: Eukaryota; Viridiplantae; Streptophyta; Magnoliopsida; Poales; Bromeliaceae.
UUUCUCUUCUCUCCUUUUUCUCUCUCUCUCUCUCCCUCUCUCUCUCUCGCCAGUCAUCGUCUCUCGCCGCCACCUCCGUUCCGUUCCCGCCACUCUUCGAAGCCCUAACCCUAACCCUAACCCUAACCCUAACCCUAGAAGUCCGAAGAGAGAAGCGCCUUUUGCUAUAGCUUUUUACCGUUUCCUCUCUCUAAGGCUCGGGGGCAUGGCCCCGUCCGUCCUCUCCGACUCCUCCUCGGCGGUGGCCGCGCCGCGGCUUGUUCCCCCCAUGCAGAGGAAUCUGCUACAAGCCCGUGCCCAUGCGCUCAGAUUCCACCGCUCCGUUUCGGUUCCGUGGCGAUUUUCGGGGCUUGCCUCGUCUCGCUCCGCCGUGUCGCGAGUUCGGGGUUUGGCCAGAGCUGCUCCAGUGGCUAUGACCUCUGAUACCUCUGCUAAAAUCAUUGACGGGAAGUCGGUCGCAAAUCAAAUAAAGGAUGAAAUUGCUGGAGAAAUAGCUAGGAUGAAGGAUGCGAUCGGCAUAGUUCCGGGUUUAGCUGUCAUUCUAGUCGGGGCUAGGAAGGACUCUCAAACUUACGUCCGUAACAAGAAGAAAGCUUGUGAAGCUGUUGGCAUCAAGUCUUAUGAAGCUCAUUUGCCUGAAGACAGCACGGAGGAAGAAGUUCUUAGGCAUAUAUCGGUCUUUAAUGAGGAUCCAUCAAUUCAUGGAAUUUUGGUUCAGUUGCCUCUGCCUCGACAUAUGAAUGAAGAGAACAUUUUGAAUGCCGUUAGUAUUGAGAAAGACGUCGAUGGUUUCCACCCCCUGAACAUAGGUCGUCUUGCAAUGCAAGGUCGGCAACCCUUGUUUGUUCCCUGUACUCCUAAGGGAUGCAUGGAAUUGUUACACAGGUAUGGUGUUGAAAUCAAGGGGAAGAGAGCUGUUGUAAUUGGCCGCAGCAACAUCGUGGGGACCCCUGCUGCUUUGUUAUUACAGAAAGCCAAUGCAACCAUAACCAUUGUGCACUCAUACACUAAAAAUCCAGAGGAAAUAACCAGGCAAGCAGAUAUUGUCAUCUCAGCUGCUGGAGUUGCCAAUUUGGUGAGGGGUAGCUGGAUAAAACCUGGAGCUGUGGUGAUAGACGUCGGUAUCAAUCCGGUCGAUGAUGCUGAGAGCCCUCGAGGUUACCGGCUGGUCGGCGAUGUGUGCUAUGAAGAGGCUUCGAAGGUAGCUUCGGCGAUCACGCCAGUUCCUGGCGGGGUGGGUCCGAUGACCAUAGCAAUGCUUCUGUCUAAUACACUCGAUUCAGCAAAAAGGAUCCACAACUUCAAGUGAUUUUCUCAAAUUUCAUUUACCGUUGAAAUAACUGUACUUUUGACCACCAUAUAUUCGAUUCCCUCCAAAAUGGGAUUAAAUUAUGGAAUAAUUUUGACAAGAGCUGAUAAACUGGUUAGAGCAAUUUUUUUACAUUUUACUGUACCUCAGCAGUCAUAGGGCACUACCUGUGAUUUUUGUUAAAAAGAAUAAUGUACCUCAGCUUCUUUUUUUUCUUUUUUUCUUUUUUUUUCUUGUGGCAGUAAACAAGCUCUUCGUUUUCCUAAUAAAGUUUACUAUAAAUUGAUCUAA